This is a messenger RNA of Danio rerio (zebrafish), 1480 nucleotides long. Lineage: Eukaryota; Metazoa; Chordata; Actinopteri; Cypriniformes; Danionidae. The record is from RefSeq and is a predicted model, not a curated record.
AUGGAGGUUGCUCUUUUAGUUCUUGCAAACCAAGAGCCCGCAAUACAGGAAAUAAUUAAGCUUUUGGACUGGCGCGUGGAUGAGGACGAAUACAUCAUGGUCCUAGAGCGGCCCAUGCCCUCUGAAGAGCUGCUCUCCUUUCUCCUGCGCCAAGAGUCGAUCAUCGAUGAGGAUGGGGCACGGUUGAUCAUGUGGCAGGUAAUAUUUGCAGCUCAAACGUGCUGCAGACGCAAAGUCUUUCAUCGCGAUAUCAAGAUGGAGAACAUCCUGAUCAACCCGGACACCCUCGAAAUCAAAUUGAUCGACUUUGGAUGCGGGGAAAUCCUCACCGAUGCUCCUUACACAAGUUUUGCUGGCACAGAUGACUAUGUCCCACCUGAGUAUCGGAUAACUGGCGAGUACCACGGUAAAACAACGACAGUGUGGUCUCUUGGGCUACUCCUUUAUGUGAUGAUGUGUGGAGAUUUUCCAAAUCGACACGACCUGCAAAUGAUCAGACGUAACAUCUGGACCAAAGAUCACUUGACAAAAGAAUGCUGUGAUUUGAUCCGCUGCUGUCUCCAGAUCGAGCCAGAGCAGCGAAUUGAACUUGAGAAACUGAGUCUCCAUGACUGGUUUAGGCCUGAAGACGUGGAAAGACCUGCACCCGAGAACCGCAUCGUCCAUCAGCAGUCAGAGGAUCCCUCAUUUUUUAAUAUUCCCUUCUUUUUACUUGUUAGUUUUUUCUUUAGACAUUAUUGUAUAUUUUAGUAUGACUGAUGAUAGUAGUUAAAAAAAACAUAAACACUAAAAAAAGGAAGUUGUAGCCAGCCAUGACAGCAACCCUGUGCCACCUCAAGACCAGAAAUCUUCAAGACCCCAGACUCAGGGACCGACUGAUUCAUCAGCUGUUACGGCAUCCCCAUUUUCUAUUGUAUUUUUUAUUAAUUUAUUUUAUCAAUAAAUAUUUUGUUAUUUUGUGGAAAUACUAAUAGUAGUUGUGCAAUAAAAAAUAAAAACAUUGUUCGGCGACCAUGUAAGCAACCCAGUGCCGAAUGAAGAAAUGCUAUGUGAAACACACCAUAGUGAUGUGCAGAGCUCUCAACCACUGCAAGACGAAUGCACAAUAUGCACAUCAACCAUGUACAUGGUACAUGCUGAACUGUACAUACAAAUUACCGACAUUUUUUAAAUAUAAAGUGAACAGGAAGUGUUUGUGGAACAACAGUGUUGCAACGGAACAUAAAAGAUCUUUGCCAGGGAACGCAAAACUAUUGCGAGGGAAAACAAAACCCUGGGAGGUAACGCAAAAACUUAAAAAUAGAUAUUUACCUCAUUUUCCUCCCACUGAGUUUUUUUUUCCCACCAUCAUGUCCCUUCUGGGUCUCAGUAAAAUAGAAGGUACCAAACUGUAUGUUUAAUGUUCACUGUAAUGUGAUGUUUACUGUUGUAUUGUAUGUACAUUUUCUUUUUGUUCAAUAAAAAAUAUUGCACUCAGAAA